AUGUAUUUUUACGAACGGUUUUGCCAGUGGUUAGGCCAUUUAAAAUUAUCCCGUGUUAUAUUACUGGUUUCAGUAAUAUUAUUUGUAGUUCCCCUGUUCACACAUUAUUAUUUAUCUAAGUAUGAUGAGACUGGCACUCUAUCUAGUAAUCCAAUGCGCCACACGCUGGAGGCUUUGGGUGAUAUCUCAACGAUGAAUGCAGCUGAUCUGAAACUAAGGAUUGAGGAAAUGUUGCGAAUAAAGGCUUCAGUAUCAACCGAGUUACGUGAACUGGAGGCAAAGCGCGGACGCUUGCAGCGGGAAGCAGCGGCAGCGAGCGCUAAGGCGGAUAGUGCUAAGGCAGAACACGCGCGAGCUGCUGCCGAGCUGCAGCGCCUGCGCGUGUCCGCCGACCAGGCCCGCAUCGCACAGCUAGAGGCCAUUCGACGUGAUUCACCAGAACUAGCCCCACCACUCCAAAUACUACCCUCAAGACCUCCGCCCAUAUUGCCGCCUAUUGCUUCUUCCUCUGAAGUCCACUGCCGCAUGUUUUCGUGCUUCGACCACUCCCGCUGCUCCCUAACAUCAGGUUUCCCUGUGUACCUCUACGACCCUGACGUCUUCGUGCCUCUUGCUGGCGCUGAGGUGGACGGCUUCCUGAAAACGACACUCAAGCAAACACUAGGCUACAACACCCACAUAACGCGCGACCCUAAUGAAGCGUGUGUCUACCUGGUCAUUGUGGGCGAGGCUUUUCCAUUUGUCAAGACUCCCGCGCCAACAACAGAUACGUAUAAGCUCCUGUUGAACGAGACUGCAAUCAAGAGAUUGCCGUACUGGGGUGGAGACGGACGAAACCACGUGUUAGUAAAUAUGGCGCGGAGGGAGCUGUCAGUCGGCUCGGGCGACGCUUUCCGAGGAGCCUCGAUAGGCCGAGCCAUGAUUGCACAGUCCACCUUCACACACGAACAGUUCCGACCAGGGUUUGAUAUCGUUAUGCCGCCCGCACUCGGUCCACCCGGGGGCGACGUGUGGGCUGACUGCGCGCCUAUAGCACCUGCAAGGCGGAAAUAUUUGCUAAGUUUUCAGGGUUCGCAGCCGCCGCCGAAAGGAAUAGACAAGGAUCACGAUAAAUCCCUGAUCGAGGCUCUGCAGCAAAUGGUGAAGUCUGCGCCAGCGUCUGAUCUGUUCCAUCUGCAGUUCGAAUGCGACCCGCCAGUCGAGAAACGCGCCGUCCUGCCCAUCGGGGACUGGGCGCUCUGUGGGACCGACCGCUCCCGCCGUGCCGUAUUAAGAGACUCUACAUUCGCACUGAUACUGGCUCCUGCCGAUAGAAACUAUGUAACGACGGCUCUCUUGCAAGCGAGGCUGUACGAAGCAUUACGAUCGGGUGCUAUCCCGGUGAUACUCGGCGGCGACCGCAUCAGGUUGCCGUUCGACGAGGUCCUGGACUGGCGGCGCGCGACCGUGUCAGUGCCGCGCGCGCGCGUGCCCGAGCUGCACGUGUUGCUGCGCGCGCUGGGGGACGCCGACCUGCUGGCGCUGCGGCGACACGCGCGCGUGCUGUGGGAGCGCUACCUGAGCUCGGUGCAGGCGGGCGUGGACGCGCUGCUGGCCAGCCUGCGCACGCGCCUGCUGAUCCCCGCGCGGCCCGUGUCUCCCACUGUGGGCGCCCCCGCCUUUAACGACUCCUACUACCCGCCCCGGUUGGAACCUCCCGCGGUGGAUGCUGAACCGGAAGAAACACUCGGGCCGCUGGAAGCUCCUUACCCCAGUCCUGCUUACCGUCGCAAUUUCUCCGUGGCAUUGUUACAUGGGUACGAGAUGUGGAACGAUUGGGGAGAACCUUUCGCACUGUAUCCGCAGUUACCGUGGGAUCCGGUAGUGACGUCAGAGGCUAGGUUCAUGGGGUCGGCGGCAGGGUUCCGGCCGGUGGGCGCGGGGGCGGGGGGCUCGGGGAGGGAGUUCAGUGAGGCACUGGGCGGGGACCGGCCGCGGGAACAGUUCACUGUCGUCAUACUCACGUACGAGAGGGAGACCGUACUAGCUGCAGCCCUGGCGAGGCUCAGGGGGUUGCCGUAUUUAAAUAAGGUGGUGGUAGUAUGGAACGGUCCGUCGUCCCCCAGUAGCGUGUCGUCGUGGCCGGAGAGUGGUGCCCCGGUGGCAGUGGUGCGAGCGCCGCGCAACUCCCUCAACAACCGGUUCCUGCCGUACCAUCUCAUUGACACCGAGGCAGUACUCUGUGUCGACGAUGACGCCCAUCUCAGACAUGAUGAAAUCGUCUUCGCUUUUAGGGUUUGGCGCGAACAUCGUGAUCGUAUCGUCGGCUUCCCUGGCCGGUAUCAUGCGUGGGAUCUCAACUUUAACAAUGGAUUCCUAUACAAUUCUAACUACAGCUGUGAGCUGAGCAUGGUACUGACGGGCGCUGCGUUCGUACACCGGUACUACCUGUGGGCCUACUGGCGCACUCUGCCGGCCGCCAUCAGAGACUACGUGGAUGAAUACAUGAACUGCGAGGAUAUCGCUAUGAACUUCUUAGUCUCACAUAUUACUAGGAAACCCCCAGUCAAGGUGACUUCAAGAUGGACGUUUCGGUGUCCUGGCUGCCCUGUUACACUGUCAGCAGACGAGACACAUUUCCACGAGAGACAUAAAUGUAUACAGUUCUUCUCACAGGUCAUGGGAUACACGCCUCUACUAACAACGCAGUACCGCGCCGACUCCGUACUCUUCAAGACACGGAUACCGCACGACAAACAGAAAUGUUUCAAGUUUAUAUAG
Molecule: messenger RNA, 2760 nt
Organism: Spodoptera littoralis (African cotton leafworm)
Lineage: Eukaryota; Metazoa; Arthropoda; Insecta; Lepidoptera; Noctuidae
Source: the annotation of a GenBank genome assembly